Caenorhabditis bovis is the source of this 369-nucleotide messenger RNA. NCBI's taxonomy places the organism in Eukaryota, Metazoa, Nematoda, Chromadorea, Rhabditida, Rhabditidae. The record is from the annotation of a GenBank genome assembly.
AUGGCAGUUCCAGAUGAUCCUAGGAUUCAGAAUCAGAAUGGUGGUUUCGGUUGGGCUUCAAUCUGGAUCGUUCUUUCGGUUGUCAAGCUCGUCGUCAACGAUAUUGAAAAUUUCAUAUCAAAACAAUACUUGCAUAAUCGCGCUAUUCUUUCGCCAUUCCAAUGGCACAUAAAAAUUCCACCGCCGCGAUAUCCACAGAAGAAACACGAUAAUAAAACCUUACUUUCGACAUUCGCUGUGCACAAAUUCCGACUCUACAAAUCGGCUUCAAUCACCGAUUUCCAUGCGCUUUUAAAGAACCAUUGCCCGCCGAAUUUCGCGUCGAGAUACAAAACCGCCGCGUCCGUGCAACAGUCGCUCGACAAAUAG